CACAAAAUACCUCCAAAACAAAUCACAAACACAAAAUGGGCAACAUGCAGUCUCCUUGUGUGAGCUUCAAGCCUCACCCAACAAAGCUUGUCCUCAUGGAUGGCCAAACCAUACUCCUCAAAGGAAAAAAGAAGCAGGCUAGGCAAGUUAUGUUCCAGUUUCCUCAUAGCCUAGUGUGCCACGCUGAUUCUUUCUAUCUAGGCCACCGGAUUCCGGCGCUGUCACUUGACGACAUCCUGAAAUCCGGCGAAACGUAUUUUGUGAUUCCAGCGGAUAGGUUUUCAUCCCACGUCUUGUCUCCUGCUUCACUGGCUUCUCUGGCACUGUGUCCUGGGGAGCCCUUGAACUUUGGAGAUCGACCAUUCGUUUAUGUCAAGGGCCCCGAUGGGAAGGGGCUGGUAAAGAUUUCGCCGGAAUUUAUCACUGGAAUAAUGACACGUAGCGAGGAGACUUGUGAGACCGGAGGAAAUCUUUGUAGUACGCCUGAGUUGAGGAAGCACUAUGCACAGCUGGUAGGUCCCAGGAGUCAGCCAUGGUCCCCGAAGCUCGACACAAUCAGAGAGCGAAAGCCGAGAUCGCCGUGCCGUGCGUGGUUGACGGAAUUCCGGUGGUUUGAGUGAGACCCAAAUUUCGAUCUCCAUUAAAAUCAAAGAGAAAAUGAAAAACAAAAGGACCCAUUUGGCUGUAAAUUUGAUACAAAGGUGAUAAGAAUUCUAUUGUAGAUAAGUACCAAAAUGUUCUGUGUAGUGCAGGCUUCUUCCCUGAAAAUGAAAACAGGCAGCAGGUAGAGAUAUGUUGUUUUUUGGCUGGUAGAUGGGUCAUAAAGAUUGGUCCUCAUGAUUAUCUAAAGCCAAGAUGUAAAUCCAAUUAAACCAUGGACUAUGGUGGUUUAAUGACCUACCAAACCUUGGCUGGACUGGAGAAAAAAGUGGCUGAGGCCAAUCUUUAGACCACUUCCAUGGUUAUUUGUCAAAACACUGUAACAUUUUUUUAAUCAUAAAGGGCAGAUGAUGAGUGGAUUGGAUUAGAGGCCUAUCAUUUCCUUCAAAUAUUAUCAUUUUGUGGAUUUAUGUGGUCAUGUUUUGUUGAACUCUUUUUGUCUUGUAUUGAUCUAGUCAUGGUUUCAACUUUUAACCCCCAGUGUUUUGCAAAUUAUCAGGCAUCCUAUCUUCUAUGCAAUUUUAGUCCUCAUAUGGAAAACAAGAUAUAUUUAAAGUAAAUUAGGAUUAGCUUUCCAGCGAGAGGCUAUUUAUGAAUUGAUCCUAUCACAACCACAAUCAAAUAACUAUUAAUCUUUGAUCCUCUUUCUAGAAUUAGGUUGCACAGAUCUCUCUCUGGGCAUAGAGUUAUAGAACAUGUCUGUGGCAUCUAGUAUCCAACAUGUUUAUGCCUUCUUGUAUCUAACAUGUUUGCGCCAUAAAUCAUAGAUACACAUAACAGGGCCAUAUUGCCCAUCUACUAUGCAAUGUCAAACGUCAAUACUCGACAACCGAUGAUUGAGGCGAAAGUGCUCCUCCUUUCAGUUCUGUAAUUGCCUUAACAAUGGGAAGAGGCUGCUAAUCAUCCAUUGAGUAUUGAAGGGAAAAGUAGUGAUUAGUUAUCCCGUAUUGAAUAACGGAUAAGGGAAGCUAUGCUUAAAUAUGACGAUAUCAUCUUCACUUGUGCUUCAAGACCCAAGAAGAAAGAAGGUCUAUGCUGAGCACAUAAAAUGCACACAAGCAUAACGAGGCACAAGAGCACUUGAUGGCCUACUUUGCAUUUCGCAUCAACGCAAGAGGUGACCCACAGCAUAACGGAUGCAAGUUGUAAUUCAAGGCCAAAAAGUUACAACUCUUCAUUUAGUGAGUCCAUUGGACAUCCACUGUUGGUGAUGAUGAGAAAGCACUUUCUCUAUAGGAUUUCGUUUCUUCCUUUUGAAGCAUGAAGUUUUCGAUCCUUCUAAAGUAUUUUUGAGAACUUUCUUUCUCUAAAAAAGAGAGGCAACUCUAGCAUUCUAGAACUUGCAGUACUUAUGCAAUUG
Molecule: messenger RNA, 2020 nt
Organism: Amborella trichopoda
Lineage: Eukaryota; Viridiplantae; Streptophyta; Magnoliopsida; Amborellales; Amborellaceae
Product: DUF4228 domain protein
Source: RefSeq, a predicted model, not a curated record